This is a messenger RNA of Helobdella robusta, 942 nucleotides long. RefSeq lists its product as hypothetical. Gene Ontology annotation, molecular function: protein binding. The record is from RefSeq and is a predicted model, not a curated record. The transcript is spliced from 8 exons. The coding region runs from base 1 to 942 and encodes 313 amino acids. Lineage: Eukaryota; Metazoa; Annelida; Clitellata; Rhynchobdellida; Glossiphoniidae.
AUGUUUAUGUGGCGAAAAAAAUGUCUUUGUUUGCGGGCGAUCUACGACGACGAUGUUCACUCGCUGGAUUACAAGCACACUAACAUUGAGGAGAUACCUCCGGACGUGUUUCUCCACGAGAGAACUUUAGAAGUGUUGGACGUUCAAUCUAAUUUUAUCACGCAUCUGCCCAGAGAGUUGUUCUUCUGUGCAUGGCUGAAAAAAUUAGUGCUGGCCGACAAUGAAAUAACUGAACUACCAUCUGUGGUUGGAACUCUUAUAUAUCUGGAAGAAUUAGACAUCAGUAAAAAUGCAUUGGUUAAUAUCCCAGAAGAAAUACAAUCUUGUCAAAACUUAAAAUACAUAGAUUUCAGCUCAAACCCGUUAACAAAGUUCCCAAAUGGCCUAUCAACUCUACUAACCCUAACAGAAUUAAGUGCCAACGAUUGCCUGCUACAGUCUUUACCUGAUAUGUCCAAGCUGAAUUUUCUAGAAGUAUUAGAAUUGAGAGAAAACAAGAUGACAUCGUUGCCUGGUUCAUUUUCGAGCUUGCAUGCAUUGCAGAAGCUCGAUCUCGGAGACAACUAUUUCACUAAUUGGCCUGAGGAGUUGAACAGUUUGUAUGGCUUGCAGGAGCUCUGGUUGGAUAAUAAUAAACUGAAGAAAAUUCCUUAUGUAAGUAAAAUUCUUUCGUCGCUGAAUGAGUUAGAUAUUAGUAACAACAACGUUGAAAGCAUGCCUGGCGGUGUUGGAGGGAUGAAGAUGAUGAUGACGAUGAUGGCUGAUGACAAUUUUCUCACCAGUCUGCCUGACGAGAUAUGCAGCUGCACCAGUUUGACGUUACUUUCACUGAGAAGGAACAACUUAACACAUUUGCCAAGGGACAUUGGUGGGUUUCUUCUCACUUUUUUUUACGCCGGCGCUACUCAAUCUUUAGAGAUUGAAGGACCACAUAAAAAAUGA